Molecule: messenger RNA, 2810 nt
Organism: Didymodactylos carnosus
Lineage: Eukaryota; Metazoa; Rotifera; Eurotatoria; Philodinida; Philodinidae
Source: the annotation of a GenBank genome assembly
GAAAUUUGAUUAUGAUCUAAUUUUUGAGGGAUGUUUCUUCAAAAGAAAGUUUUGGAAAACACGGCUUAUUUCGAUUUUUGACGUUUUAAUGACGCUUUAAAGCGUCACCGGUCCCGAAAGGGUUAAGAAGCCUAUUAAAAAGCCUACCUGUUUUUUGAUUUGAUUUAAACAAAAAAAUCAAAAUUAGUUGUAUUAAAAUUUUCAGCGUUUGUUCUCUAUUAUGGUGUCUAUUUGUGGUAAAUAUUUCGCCUAAAUCAACAGUCAUAGUUCGAACAAAAAAAAGUAAAAAGCAUGAUGAGACAUUUAUUAUGGGAAACUGACGCACAGUUUUAAGUACUUCUUCAUUUUCAGUGUUCUGAAAUUUUUUUAUCUGUUUUGUUACGAUAUCAACAGGCUAUCUUUUGAUAAAAAUCCAUAAAGAUGUGAAAUUGUUUUUACUGACGAAGGAAGACCACCAACUGUCCAAUCGCUUUUGAGAUGAAACCUAGUCGAUUAUAGGUUAUCGACUAUGCUGAUUCCGAAUAUGACCAUGGCAACUGCCAAUAGGUCUUCGGAGAUCCGGUUUUGGGAAAACCAGUUUAUCAGAAACUCUAAAAAAUAGCCAAAACCUUUCUUAAUGAGGCCUGAUUGUAGCCUGCACAUUUCUGAUUAAAAUGCGACACUUUCCAGCUCUACAUGAGUUUUCUUUGCAAAGUUAUAAGAUUAAUAAGAAAAGCCCUAACAAUGAACAUUUAGGGCUUUCUUGUAAAUUCUAUAACUUUGCAAAGAAAACUCAUGUAGAGCUGGGAGAUGUCUCAUUUUAAUCAGGAAUGUGCAGGCUACAACCAAGGCUCAUUAAGAAAGACUAUUUUUCAGAGUUUCUGAUAAACUAGUUUUCCCAAAGCUGGAUCUCCGAAGACCUAUGGGCAGCUGCCAUAGUCAUAUUAUAUAGUCUAUAACCUAUAAUCCACUAGGUUUCGUCUCAAAAGCGAUUGGACAGUUGGUGGCCUUCCCUCGUGAGAAAAAAGGACCACAAAACAUGACAAAUUACUUUUCGUGUCUACGCAUUACUUUGUUAGAAAAAAGAACUCAUUAUAUCAAAUUAUACAGUUUCAGGCUCAUCAGGUAAGAUAUUUAUGUGUAGAAUAAGAAAUAUGAUAUGACAGAUGUAGAGCACGAAAACUGUUUGUAGCUCAAAUUCACAAAAACGUAUUAAAAAAGAUGAAACAGAUAUUGAAUAAAUUUGUUUUUUUAAAGGCACUCCAGUAUCCAGUUCCGAAGUGAAAAUUUUCAUUUUUCGGUUUAUGAUCGAUUCAUACACUAUCAAGUGUGCGCUUUACGAUGGACAUAGUUUCCUCCUUGUCUGGUAUACAAAAAAAAGGCCUAAGGAGAUUUUCUAGAGACUGAGCUGCAGACUCUUUUUAAUUUUGUUUUGCGUUUUUCUCAAAAGUACUUUUUUCUAUAAACUUGUCUUAUGUCACGGUUUCGACUAGCAGGAGUUGACCGAUAAGGAGCAAAAUUUUACCACAGAUGCAACUCAUCUAAAACUAGGACAAGCUUUUUUGAUUUUCAAAAAUAUUGUUUCCUUCUUAGACCAAUUUUAGAGAUUUCUAUGCUGACAACUGCGUAAUUUUUGCAUAAUAUUUCGUACUUUGAUAUUUUGACCAAAAUAAGAUGAAGAUUUGUCUAAUGCAAUAUAGAAAAACAGAUUUUUAAACAAAUCACUUUUACAAUUUAGGGGUAAUAAAUUCAGUAUUCUAGCACAUACAAACAGCUAAUUUAAAUCGCAUUUUAUUAAUAAGAAAACAAUAACUUUUAUUUAAUUCGACGUUCGACAAUAUAUUUGUCAUUACCAAGAAAAAUAUGUGGUAACAGAGAUAUUAACAUAAGAAUAAAGUCUCACACAUGUACUUAUAUAUAUAUACUAAACAAUGUUACCGAACAGCUAGAUAGGGAUAUAUCUCUGUUAUCACACAUUUUUCUUGAUAAUGACAAAUAUAUUGUCGAAAUGUGGAACUAAAGAAAAAGUUAUUGUUUUUUCUUUAUUAUUAAAAUGCGCUUUAAAUUAGCUGCUGUAUUAAUAUCUACAAAAGAGAGUUUUAGUUUCAUAUAUCGAAUCAAGAAAUCGUUUCUGAGAAAAGAAAUUGAAUAUGGUUCUGUGGGAUCUCAUGGAAUACAAAUUUUCUUCUACAAGAAGAAACUUUCGUUCUAUGCCUCGUUUUUUCAUAAUGAUUUUUGAAAAAAAUGAUUUUGAAAUAAAUUUAUUAAAUUCAAACAAAGUCAAAUUUAAAAAUUAAAAAUAUUUUCUUUCUAGAAAGAUAUUUUUGAAAAUAUAUUAAUCGAUAAUUCAUUUUAUUCUUUUCUUUAGAUAUAACACCAGUACUCUCACGCCCGUAUUUAUCUCGCGCGUAUUUCAAGAAUGUUUAACCUAUGGCGGUGAAAUGGAUUACAAAUCUUACUUAGAUUUUGCUUUAGCAUUAGAACAUCGAAAUUCACCUCAAGCAUUACACUACCUAUUUCAGAUAAUGGAUAGUGACAAUAAAGGCUAUCUUCAUCCAGGUGAUUUGAGUUAUUUUUACAAAGGCAUAAUUCAAAUGUUAGCUACAAGACCAUUCGCAGAUGUACCACCAUUCAAUAAUGUACAGAAUGAAAUCUUUGAUAUGGUAAAACCAGUUGAUUCAACAAGAAUAACAUUAAAAGAUCUUAUUAAUUGUGGUCAAGGUGGGUUAGUAUUAUCAAUUUUAAUUGAUAUAAACAGCUUUUGGAGUUAUGAAAAUCGAGAAAGUUUGUUACCACAAUUGGCCACGAAAGAUGAUACAAUUCAUGUGUAA